Molecule: messenger RNA, 8148 nt
Organism: Aricia agestis (brown argus)
Lineage: Eukaryota; Metazoa; Arthropoda; Insecta; Lepidoptera; Lycaenidae
Gene: mask
Product: ankyrin repeat domain-containing protein 17
Exons: 45
Coding region: 165-7739 (2524 amino acids)
Biological process (GO): innate immune response
Cellular component (GO): cytoplasm
Molecular function (GO): RNA binding; protein binding
Source: RefSeq, a predicted model, not a curated record
CCUACUUGAAGCAUCCGGGAACCUCGCCAUAGUAGUAGACAUGGCGGGUAUGAGCCUCGCUAAAUGACGAAAUAAAUUUUGUUUGCUAAUAAGAAACGUGUUAAUUUCGUAAAAAAAGUGUUCAUACUAAAAGACUAAUUAAGUUAUAUUGGAUUAGGACAAAAAUGCAGAAUGUUGGACAGUCUGAAAACCGAAAUAUCGAUAAGGUGAAUGUGCAACUUGAUGUGGUAAAAUCGUCCACUCCUCAAAGUUCGGCUUCAAGUCCGGCCAAAUCUGAAACCGAAACGUAUUCAGGAGCGCCUGCCAAAUACAUGACGGACUCUUCUGAAAGCGAGGAUGAUUCUGUAUCCGAGAUCUUGCUGGCUUGUUUGUGCCUUAGCAGGCCAGACCUGUUGGUGGAGAUGGAAGAGGAGGGUAGCGGUGCAGACUCAUCCAAGUUUUUACUGUCUCACGAUGAUCCUGAGAGAGGUGAGGAUCCCGAAAUGAAGGCCAGACUCGAAACCCUGUUUGAAGUUGCUGGCUUUAACAAGCUUUCGGCGGGCGAGGGCAAGCACCUCGCGGACCCUGAGGUGCUGCGGCGGCUGACGUCGUCGGUGUCGUGCGCGCUCGACGAGGCGGCCGCCGCCCUCACGCGCAUGCGCAGCGACCAGCCGCCCCCGCACCACCGGCACCACCACCAGGACAAGCCCACACAAUGCGGUUCAACGGCAACGGGCACGACGCCCAGUGCGGGUGCGAGUGCGGGCGCGGGUACGGGCGCAGUGGGCGCGGACGGGGCGCCCUCCCUGGCAGAGGCGUGCUCGGACGGCGACGUGGGCACGGUGCGCAAGUUGCUCACGGAGGGCCGCUCCGUCCACGAGACUACGGAGGAGGGCGAUUCGCUCCUGUCCCUCGCCUGCUCCGCCGGGUACUACGAGCUGGCGCAAGUGCUGCUGGCCAUGCACGCCAGCGUCGAGGACCGGGGGAUCAAGGGCGACUGCACACCCCUGAUGGAGGCGGCGAGCACCGGCCACGUGGACAUAGUGCGGCUGCUGGUGGCGCACGGCGCGGACGUGAACGCGGUGUCGGGGUCGGGCAACACGCCGCUCAUGUACGCGUGCGCCGGCGGCCACGAGGAGUGCGUGCGCGCGCUGCUCGACCACGGCGCCCACGUCGAGGACCACAACGAGAACGGCCACACGCCGCUCAUGGAGGCCGCGUCGGCGGGCCACGUGGGCGUCGCGAAAAUCCUCCUCGAGCACGGCGCUGGCAUCAACACGCACUCUAACGAGUUCAAGGAGUCGGCCCUCACGCUCGCCUGCUACAAGGGCCACCUCGACAUGGUGCGGUUCCUGCUGGCGGCGGGCGCGGACCGCGAGCACAAGACGGACGAGAUGCACACCGCGCUCAUGGAGGCGAGCAUGGACGGACACGUGGAGGUCGCCCGCCUGCUGCUCGACUCCGGCGCACAGGUAAAUGUGAACAUGCCAACGGACAGCUUCGAGUCGCCGCUGACGCUGGCGGCGUGCGGCGGCCACGUGGAGCUGGCGAUGCUGCUGCUGGAGCGCGGCGCCAACAUCGAGGAGGUCAACGACGAGGGGUACACGCCGCUCAUGGAGGCCGCUAGGGAAGGUCACGAGGAGAUGGUCGCGCUGCUGCUGGGUCAGGGCGCGGCGAUCAACGCGCAGACCGACGAGACGCAGGAGACGGCGCUGACGCUGGCCUGCUGCGGCGGCUUCCUCGAGGUGGCCGACUUCCUCAUCAAGGCGGGCGCGGACGCCGAGCUCGGUGCAUCCACCCCGCUCAUGGAGGCCUCGCAGGAGGGACAUCUGGAGCUUGUGCGGUACCUACUCGGCGCGGGCGCUGACGUGCACGCUCAGACGCAGACUGGCGACACGGCGUUGACGUACGCGUGCGAGAACGGGCACACGGACGUCGCGGACGUGCUGCUGCGGGCCGGCGCCGCGCUCGAGCAUGAGAGCGAGGGAGGCCGCACACCGCUCAUGAAGGCGUGUCGCGCGGGACACCUGUGCACCGUGCAGUUCCUUGUCGGCAAGGGUGCGGACGUGAACCGCACGACGGCGAACAGCGACCACACGCCGCUUUCGCUGGCGUGCGCGGGCGGGCACGCGGACGUCGUCAAGUUCCUGCUGGCGUGCGACGCGGACCCCUUCCGCAAGCUCAAGGACAACUCCAGCACGCUCAUCGAGGCGGCCAAGGGCGGACACACCGCGGUCGUGCAGCUGCUGCUCGACUACCCGCACUCCGUCAUGCUGCCAAGAGGGAACACGGGCGCGGAGGAGAGCGAAACCCUGAGCUCGGAGCAAGCGGCGGCGCUGGGGCUGACUCACGCCCCCGCGCCCAGCGUGUUCGAGGGCCGGAGUCUCGUCCCGCAGCACCAGCAGCAUCCCCAGCAGCAGCGGCCGCAGCACCCGCACGUCCACGUCCACCCCCAGGCCGCGCUGCCCCUCCUCGAGCCCAAGCCCGACAUGCCGCCUCACGUUGCCAAGGCCUAUUUAGACGGUUUCGUGUUCGGUAUAAACUCGGGCAUAGCGGCGGGCAACGCGGCGCCGGCGGCGGGCGCGGGCAAGCACAAGUGCGCGCGCAAGCAGCGGCCCGCCGCGCCCCACUCCGACCACCACCUGCCGCCCCCGCCGGACAUAACCGACGACCCAAGACCUGAUGUGUUCAGUGGACAGAGGAUUGACUCACUGCCAGAGACUGAAAGAAGCAUUCUCGAAUUAGCCGACGAUUCAGAUGCGUCACUUUACCCGCCCGCUACACCGCCGUACCCCCCACCUCAGCAACUAUUUCCAGUGCAGCAACUAGCCACCAGCCUUAACCAGCAACAGUUGCAGGAGCUGCAACAGCAGCAAUUGCAACAGUUGGCAGCCCAACAACAGCAACAGCAAAAGAAGCAGCAGCAACAACAACAGGUGCAGCAACAACAAGUGCAGCAGCAACAACAACAGCAGCAGCAACAACAACAGCAGCAGCAACAACAACAACAACAACAACAGCAGCUGCAACAACAACAGCAGCAGCUGCAACAACAACAACAGCAGCAACAACAACAACAACAGCAGCAGCAGCAAUUACAACAGCAGCAGCAGCAAUAUGUACAAGACAUGCAGCAGAGGCCUGAGGCGUACAUGCCACAGGUGGGCGAGGAGACGGGCGGGUGCGUGGAGGAGCGCGACCUUGGCGCGGUGCUGGCGUACCUGCAGCGCGAGGUGCCGUCGCUCGUCGCGCUACCGCCCAACGAACUACGCUCGCUUGUGCUACAGGUGAUGCAGCAGAAGUCGCACGAGAUCCUCACGGGCAAGUGUGAGCCCGCCCCCGAGCCGGCGCCCGCGCCUGCGUCGGACGGCGACGCACGACGCUUGCUCGCCGCCGCCGAGGAGGCGCUCGCAGCCGACUGGCCGCGAGACCACGCCGAUAUCGCGGGUGCGGAGUGCGGGUACCGCGUGCGGCCGCCGUCGCCUGGCUCGGCGGGUGCGGGCGAGUUUCCCGCGGGUGCGGACGCGACGCACGAGCCGCAGCCGUUCGCGCUCCCCCCGCCCACUCUCACCUACGACGACUAUAGAUCGGCGGCGUACGCGGGCGCGAAUGCGGGUAACGUGGCGGCGGGGGUGGGGUCGGAGGCGGGCACGCCGCUGUCGACGCCCCCCGCACAGCAACACAAACGCGACCCGCCCACCAACCCACUUAAGAAGAAGCGAGCGCGUGCGCCGGGACGUCGCGAGACGUUCGCGGGGGCGGCGCCGCCGCAGCCCGCGCCCGCAGCGUACUCGGCGAUGGACGUGGACGGCGAGACGGACUCGAACCACGACACGGCGCUGACGCUCGCCUGCACCGGCGGACACGAGGACCUCGUGGAGCUGCUGCUGAGCCGCGGCGCCGACAUCGAACACCGAGACAAGAAGGGUUUCACCCCCCUUAUUCUGGCGGCGACGGCGGGCCACGAGAAGAUCGUGGAGAUCCUGCUCAACCACGGCGCGGACAUCGAGGCGCAGUCGGAGCGGACCAAGGACACGCCCCUGUCGCUAGCGUGCAGCGGCGGCCGGUACGAGGUGGUGGAACUCAUACUGAGCCGCGGCGCUAACAAGGAGCACCGCAACGUCUCCGACUAUACCCCGCUGUCGCUCGCCGCGUCUGGUGGAUACGUCAAUAUCAUCAGACUGCUGCUGCAUCACCAGGCGGAGAUAAACUCUCGCACGGGGUCGAAGCUCGGCAUCUCACCGCUGAUGCUGGCGGCGAUGAACGGUCACACGGCGGCCGUGCGGCUGCUGCUCGACUGCGGCUCCGACAUCAACGCCCAGAUCGAAACCAACAGAAACACCGCGCUCACGCUUGCCUGCUUCCAAGGACGAAACGAGGUGGUAUCCCUUCUUCUGGACCGCAAGGCGAACGUGGAGCACCGCGCCAAGACGGGCCUCACGCCGCUGAUGGAGGCGGCGAGUGGCGGCUACGUGGAGGUGGGGCGGGUGCUGCUCGACAAGGGGGCGGACGUCAACGCCCCGCCCGUGCCCUCCUCCCGCGACACCGCCCUCACCAUCGCCGCGGACAAAGGGCACACCAAGUUCGUGGAGCUGCUGCUGCAGAGGCGAGCAGCGGUAGAGGUUAAGAAUAAAAAAGGCAACUCCCCGUUAUGGUUAGCGGCGAACGGCGGACACCUCGCGGUGGUCGAGAUGUUGUACGCCGCCGGCGCCGACAUCGACUCACAGGACAACAGAAAGGUGUCGUGCCUUAUGGCCGCCUUCCGUAAAGGCCACACCAAAGUGGUGAAAUGGAUGGUCGGUGUUGUUACACAGUUCCCCUCAGAUCAGGAAAUGACAAGGUACAUUUGUACACUCUCGGACAAGGAAUUACUGGAGAAAUGCCAGGAGUGCGUGCGCGUGAUCCGCGCCGCAAAGGAGACGCAGGCGGCGCGCGCCAAUCAGAACGCGACUAUACUGCUCGAGGAGUUGGACGCGGAGCGCUGUCGCGAGCAGUCGCGUCGCCAGGCCGCCGCGCGACGCCGCGAGCGCAAAAAGAAGAAGAAGAUGGAGAAAAAGGUUUGUGAUAAGGAGGAGAGGCGUAAACUCCAAGCGGAGAACGAGAAGAACUCGAUAUACAGCGACAAGACGCUGGGCGAGUGCUCGGAGGGCGGCGACGGCGACGACGAGCCCGUACCCAAGGAGGAGGGCGACUCCGGCAUCGACGCCAACUCACAGGGUUCCUGUUCCUCGUCGGACGUGAAGGCACCCCCCGUUCAAAGCACUAAAUGCAAGAAAAAGAAAAAGGAAGAAAAGGAGAAAGUCACCUCUGUGCCUGCACAACCAGCGCCCAAGAAGCAACCUGAAAAAGUAAAAGUAAAAACAGAAACAAAAACUGAACCUGUGAAGACGGACAAGAAACAGGAGAAAGAGAACGUAGCGCCCUCACCGCCCGCCACCCCCGCCGCUCCCGCCGCCGCCGAACGACGGCCAGACAAGAGAGACAAAAAACCGGAAGAGGACACUAAAAACCUGACAGUCCAGAAUGUAGCCAAAUAUGGCAACAACUCUAGAAAGAGCCAAGUUUUCGAAUCCACCAGGCAUAACGUGGACAAAGAAGAUGCCGAUACCUCAGAUAAAAACAAGAAGCUGCAUAAUUAUCAAUGGGAGGCAGAGGCCAAGGCAACGUCGCCGAAGAGCGGCAGCGCGAGCGCGGUGGCUUCGCGACGCGAGGACGGCUGGAAGGAGGUCGUGCGCAAAUCCAGCGUGCAGACAAUUUCUGCUGUCGAGCCUGGAUGUAAGAAAGUGUGCGUCGCAUCGCACGCUAUCUCGCGCGUGAUAGGUCGCGCGGGCACCAACAUCAACGCGAUCCGGUCCGCCACGGGCGCCCACAUCGAAGUCGACAAACAGGGCAAGGGACAGGGCGAGAGAGUUAUUACUAUCAAGGGAUCAGCGGAAGCGACGAAGCAGGCGGCGAGUCUGAUCGCUGCCAUGAUUCGUGACCCCGAGGCUGACAUCGCUCAGCUACUACCGCGCGCUAAGCUGCCCGCGCCCGCUGCGCCGGCAGCCCCGCCCAAACCGCCGAAACAACCCGCUGCUAAGGUGAGCAGUAGCAGCGCGGCUCCGGCUAGUGCCGCCAUCGGCGUCGCGGGCAGCCGCGCCACGCCGCCCGCGCGCACGCCCGCCAAGCCGCACGCCGCGCCGCGACCGCCCUCGCGCCCGCACGCACACGACGUGAUUGCAGGCGUGCCCGUGACUGAGAAGCGAGUGAGCGGCACGAGUGCGAGCGUGAGCGGCGCGAUCAAGAGCGGCGCGUUGACGUACACGGGCGCGAUAGUGGGCGCGCGCGGACACACCUUCGCCGCCAAACUCACCGCCACGCCCCCCGCUGACGCCAAGCCGAGGGUGCCGCCUCAGACGGUGAGCGCCGGCAGCGGGUGCGGGUCAGCGUCGCCGCUGCGAGCACGUGAAUCACCGCCUUCACCGCCGCGCGCCGAGGAGGAGCGCGCGACCGACGCGCUGCAACUCAGCCCAGACACUAGCUGGAACGACGAACCCGUUAACGCGACGUCCGCGCUGCAUAUUAAUACUACACCACAGGGUGCGGGCGCGCACAGCGGCAGCGGGGGCGGCAGCGGCGGCGCGCCGGAGUACUCGCUGUUCAAGGACCUGUCCGUGUCGGCCAGCGCCGCCUGGGCCGACGCGCACGUCGAACCGCCACCGCCACAGGUGGACGCGAGCAAGGCGCCAGGGUACCGCGGCGCGGGCGGGGGCGGGUGCUCGCCGUGCUCCCGCACCUCGUCGCACGGCUCCACGCCGCCACCGCAGCAGUACCACCAUCCUAUGCCGAUAGGCAACGCCGUAAACGCUAUGGACAUGAGUGGAUUAUCCCGGAAUGGACCCAUAUACCAGGACAACUCGAGAAAUGGACACAACAUGAUGCAGGUUUCGAUGUCCGGCGGCGUGAACAUGAACGUAGCCAGCAUGAGCGCUGCCAGCAUGAGCGCGGCCAGCAUGAGCGCUGCCAACAUGAGUGCGGCCAGCAUGAGCGCCGCGAACAUGAACGCGGCUAGCAUGAGUGCCGCGGGGAUGGGGUCGGCCAACAUGGGCGCCAACAUGAGCGCCGCCAACAUGGGCGCCGCCAACAUGAGCGCGGCGAGCAUGAACGCCGCGCUGGGGCUGGGCUACGUGGGCGUGGAGGGCGUGUCGCGGCUCAACCCGCGCGCGCCGGACUUCGCCCAGCGACACCCGCUCCUGCAGCAGCAGCAGCAGCAGCACAAACACGCCGCACAGCUAUUCCCGGGCGUGAGCGGCGCUAACAACCUGAGUUCGCUGCUGUUGUCUUACCAGCAGACCGCGCCCAAGAUGCACGCGCCGCCUCAUCAUCCCUACCAGUCCCUACUGGAGCGCGGCGUGGGAGUGGGUGUGGGCGUAGGCGGCGUGGGCGUGGGGUGGGGCGAGGAGGAGGAGCGCAAGCCCCGCCCCAUCGGCACGGAGCGCGCGUGGAAGCUCACCGCCGCCGACGACUGGCACCCCCACCACCACCGCACCGACCACGAUAGAUACAAGCAACAAGGCGCUCACAACGUGGGCAUGUCAAGCGGAGCGGAGUACGGCGCGGGGGGCGCGGCGGGGACGGGCGGGGCGGCGACGGCGGCGGCGCUGUCGCUGAUGCACGCGCUGCCACUACACUACCUGCCGCCCGCUGAGCCGCCGCACUGGGACCAGCCGCCGCACCAUACGCCUGAUAAACAGCAAGCCUGGAGCAAGUGGACUCACUAGGCCGCAGCCGCCGUAUAUAUAACUGUAACCCUUGGAAACGGUGUAGAUAUUAGUGACAAAGAAUUAUAUUAUAAAGAUUACCUAUAUACAUAAUAGAGAAAUGUCCUAUGGAGACCAGCGCGCACGGCCGAAGCGGGCGUCGCCGUUAGACAAAUUAUAGUUGUUAGAGGCGCCGAGAGCGAGUAGCGCGCCUCCGUAGAGCUGGAUGCGAUUCGCCGCUGCCUGUUUUGAGUUGCCGCGCGGGCGCCGCCCCUGCCGCCGCCCGCCUCUAUUAUACAUAUUUUACACUAUAUUAUGGCAUAAUACGAUAUGAUUCAGUGAGAUGCGCUCGAACGUGACCGAUUAUUAAACGUGUAUUAAUAAAUUUGCUUGUACAUGAAGAUUAAAUAUCAUAUAUUGAUGCACUGUA